AUGCGCGAGCGGGCGGAGAGAAGCGCGACCUCAAGCUCUCCUCCGCAACCGAUCAUCCCUUCUACCUGCCCUCUUGGAAUAUCCGCCAACCUCGACGACGCCAGGACAACCCUCGACCCUUGUAGCGACGCCACUUCCACGCUUCCUUCGCUCGCCGUCCCUUUUACUACUCCCCGCGCCUCCGCCCAAACCCCCCAGCAGCGCCUCGCCAACGAGCGCUUCGCCAAGUCGGAAGCCAACAAGCGCGGCAAGCCCGUCACGGUCGUCAAGAAGCAGGAGGUCCACAAGAGCCCCAUAAGCAAGACCUGGAUAAUCCUUCUCGCCUUCGUCCUGUGCGGCGGUGUUAUCUUCGAGCUGCUCCGCCUAUUCUUCUAAGCGGAUAACCACGAAAUGGGAUACUGAGCUUCAAAAGCCAGGGCAAGAUGUCUCUUGCGUCAUUGCUCUAGACACAUGGGAUUCUUUCACAGGGUUCAGGGACACGCCGAUGCGCCCUUCGGAUACUCAGAGGAGUUAUUGCUCCCGUUCUUCACAAUCACCGUAGGGCACAUUGGACUAGGAGUUUAUUUUUGUUUUUUUCUUGGGACCGAAAGCGAUAUCCUCUGCGCGUUUCCAGGCGACCCACGCGUGCUGUCAUUCCGCUGCAGCAACGACAAAGGGGGGGAAGAGAGCGAAGGGAAGACACAGAAAGAGAGGAGAGAGAGGGGGAGAGAGUAAAAGACACUCGUCGGUGCCAUCUUCUGUACUUCUAACUCGAGACAAUCACAUUUGCACUUUUUUCUUUUUUUUUUCUUUCCC
Molecule: messenger RNA, 795 nt
Organism: Aplosporella prunicola CBS 121167
Lineage: Eukaryota; Fungi; Ascomycota; Dothideomycetes; Botryosphaeriales; Aplosporellaceae
Exons: 3
Coding region: 1-375 (124 amino acids)
Cellular component (GO): endoplasmic reticulum
Source: RefSeq, a predicted model, not a curated record